GGAAGUCCUAAGUAAUACUUUUGUUUUCACAUUUGGGUCAGUGGACUAUCUCCAUUUGGCAGUUGCGGGCCUCGCUAUUUCCAGCUUCCAGAUGAAGGCGGAUUGCCGUUUCCUCUCGAUGUGACACCACUAUCAAGGCUUGACAUAACGUACAUCAAUCUGCAAUCACAGCAUGCCCUCGAUCAUUAUAUAAAUAGGAUCGAGCAGCUCAAGACAACCAAGUAGCUCACUCACUUCUACCUUCAUAUCCAUCCAUCAAGGCAGUGAUAGCCCAAGAUGAAGACAUUUAUUCCCUUCGCGCUUCUUGCGCUCUCCAACGUGUCCUCGGGAUGUCUCCUGCCCCACGAGCGAGAUGAUGCCGCUGGAUUGAAGCCUCUUGUUCGUCGCCAGGGUAGCAACGGAGCUCCAAUUGGUUCAGGCGAUAGAUUCAGUGGUGGUGCAACUGCGCCGCGAGGACUUGGAACUCAAUCCUCAUCUGCUUCAAUCGGCACGAUUCUCAACACCAAGGAAAUUAUCAGUGGCCUACAGGGCCUUGCGAACACGUACGGAAUCGAGACAUUCAACACUCCGUACAAGACUCAAAAUGGCGCAACUGUCGUCGGAGCGAGAGUCGGUGGUACUGGAGGCAAUUGUACUGAUGCAUAUCGUGUCUACUUCAACGGCAACAUCCAUGCUCGAGAGCGCGGUUCCGCCGAUAGCGUCCUAUACUUCAUCUCCGAUCUGUUGUACGCCAACAAGAACAACGUCGGACUCACGUACGGAUCCAGGUCGUACACCAACGCCCAGGUAAAGACGGCUCUGGCCGCGGGAAUUGUCUUCGUCCCUCUGAGCAACCCCGAUGGAGUGGCCUAUGACCAGUCUUCAAACAGCUGCUGGCGAAAGAACCGCAACCCCAACGGUGGAGUUGACCUGAACCGCAACUUCGACUUUCUCUGGGACUUCCGCAACCUGUUCGCCUCCUCGGCGCAGUCAAGCGUUGCCUCAACCUCUCCUAGCUCCGAGACAUACCACGGAACCAGUGCUUUCUCUGAGCCUGAGACCAAGAACAUCAAGUGGGUGAUGGACACACACUCCAAGAUCCGCUGGUACAUCGACCUUCACUCAUAUGCAGGCGACGUCCUGUGGAGCUGGGGCAGCGAUGAGAACCAGUCCUCGUAUCCCACCAUGAACUUCCUCAACAGCACUUACAGCAAAGUUCGUGGUAUUCUCACCGACACCCCCUCGCCCGGCAGGGGCUAUGGCGAGUAUAUCCCCCAGGCGGACUCUGACACCCAGAUCGCCGUGGCCAAGCGCGUGGCCUCAGCCCUGACUGCUGGCGGCGGCAGGUCUUACACGUCUUUCCAGUCGGCCGACCUGUAUCCCACAUCGGGAGCCAGCGACGAUUAUGCCUACUCACGACACUUCGCUGAUCCCACCAAGAACCUCAUCCACGCAUACACGGUCGAGUUUGGUUUCGAGAAUACCGCUGCGUCAUGCCCCUUCUACCCCACUGUCUCCACGUUCAACUCCAACCUCCGAGCAACCAGUGCUGGUUUCAUGGAGUUUUUGUUGGCAGCUACUGACAAUGGGCUUGGAGAUGCAACAACUUGUUAAAUGAGAGGCAAAUAUGCGGCGUUAGGUUGGGUCGGCGGAGAAAAGGGACAGAGACUAGUCGGGUGCUUAUGAGGGACAUGGAACGCCUGAGAAUGCAGGGCAACACACUUAAGAGGGCUACUACUAUAUAUUGAAUAGAGCUCAAGUUGGUAAAAAUCUAC
Messenger RNA from Trichoderma harzianum CBS 226.95, 1754 nucleotides. RefSeq lists its product as hypothetical. NCBI's taxonomy places the organism in Eukaryota, Fungi, Ascomycota, Sordariomycetes, Hypocreales, Hypocreaceae. The transcript has a single exon. Gene Ontology annotation, biological process: proteolysis. Bases 277 to 1593 code for a protein of 438 amino acids. Gene Ontology annotation, molecular function: zinc ion binding; metallocarboxypeptidase activity. The record is from RefSeq and is a predicted model, not a curated record.